Metarhizium acridum CQMa 102 is the source of this 1047-nucleotide messenger RNA. It is a transcript of the gene NUC1, whose product is annotated as nuclease. The record is from RefSeq and is a predicted model, not a curated record. Gene Ontology annotation, biological process: apoptotic DNA fragmentation. Gene Ontology annotation, molecular function: metal ion binding; nucleic acid binding; single-stranded DNA endonuclease activity. Gene Ontology annotation, cellular component: nucleus; mitochondrial inner membrane. Lineage: Eukaryota; Fungi; Ascomycota; Sordariomycetes; Hypocreales; Clavicipitaceae.
AUGUCCAAAUCAACUCUCGCAAUGUUCGCUGCUCUCGGAGCUGGAGGCGGUGCUGCUCUUACGGCCGCCGCUUUUGCUCUCCGCCCGUCUUCCGAGAACAAGAAACCCGAGCUUCCAAUCGCGACACCUCCAACCGCCAGACCAAACAACGCUGCCUCCACCACAGCCCUCGCCAUCCCCUCCCAGCACGUCUACUCUACCUCCCCGCCCGUGUCGGGGGCUCCGGUCAACCCAGCCGGCCUCUUCGAGUACGGCUUCCCUGGCCCCGUCUCAGAUAUUGCCAGCCGUGCGGCCCUGAUAUCAAGCUACGACCGGCGAACCCGCAACCCGCAUUGGGUCGCCGAGCACAUCACGCCCGACUCCCUCACCAGCCGCGACGGCGACCGCAAGCACAGCGUCUUCCUCGAGGACACGGCGGUGCCCGUGCAGUUCCGCGCCCUCCUCAAGGACUACUUCCGCAGCGGCUACGACCGCGGCCACCAGGUGCCCGCCGCCGACGCAAAGUGGUCCCAGAGGGCCAUGGACGACACCUUCUACCUGACAAACAUCAGCCCCCAGGUCGGCGACGGCUUCAACCGCGACUACUGGGCGCACUUUGAGGACUUUUGCCGCCGCCUCACCGGCCGCUACCCCAGCGUCCGCAUCGUCACCGGCCCGCUGUACCUGCCUCGCAAGGACCCCGUCGACGGCAAGUGGUACGUCCGCUACGAGAUGAUUGGGACGCCGCCCUCCGUCGCCGUCCCCACGCACUUUUACAAGGUCAUCUUCGCCGAGGACGGCAAGACCGGCGGAAACGUCGCCAUUGGCGCCUUUGUCCUGCCCAACGCCGCCAUCCCCAACGAGAAGCCCAUCACCGACUUUGAGGUCCCCAUCGAGGCCGUCGAGCGCGCCUCCGGCCUCGAGUUUGCCAACAAGCUGCCUGUUACGCGGCGCAAGAGGCUGUGCGCCGAAACCACCUGUGCUUUGGUGAUUAGGGAUUACGCCGACAGGCAGAAGGCGUUUGGGAAGGGCGGCCAGCGUGCUAUUUCUCCUGCUCCUUCGUCAUGA